AUGUCACUAAGUUUAUAGGUAAUUUCAUUAUUUUAUAUACCUUUAUCGGAAAUUGAAAAUAAAAAUAAUAAUAAUAUUCAAAGAAAAAAUACAAUUGCCCCUUUGGAUGAAGCAAAUGACAGAAUUCCUAAUUCAAAUAAUAAUAUAAGAAUUACAUGGGAAAAUAAUCAAUACAAUGAUUUGUCAAAAGAAUUUAAUAGAAAAGGGAUUUUUGCUGUAAAAAAAUCAUUAAAAGAAUGUCCAUCAAACGAAGAUCUUAUAAAUAUAUGGAAUGACACAAUUGGUGUUGCGAAAGAAGGUUUUGAUAAUAUACUGAAAGAGUUGAAGGCAACAAUACAAAAAUAUUUAGAUAAUGAUGUUUAUGUACGUAUUGAUGAAAGGACCCGUCCUUAUUUGUUAUAUGACCUUAUAUGGAAAGAAACCUGUUCUGGAUUUUCUAAAACUAUAGAAUUAGAACAGUUAGAAUACACUAAUGAUUUUUAUAGGUUAAAUGAACAUACACUUGAUGAUAUAUUACAAUUUAUUUAUGCAUUCUUAGAACAUUUUAGGACAUUAAAAAAGGAAUUAUAUGAAAAAUACAAAAAGGUUCUCCUUGAAAAAAUUAAGAAACAUUCUGAUGGUGACUACUUAAUAUAA
Plasmodium gaboni is the source of this 636-nucleotide messenger RNA. The record is from the annotation of a RefSeq genome assembly. NCBI's taxonomy places the organism in Eukaryota, Apicomplexa, Aconoidasida, Haemosporida, Plasmodiidae.